Notothenia coriiceps (black rockcod) is the source of this 4836-nucleotide messenger RNA. Its product is annotated as phosphatidate phosphatase LPIN1-like. Gene Ontology annotation, biological process: cellular response to insulin stimulus; positive regulation of transcription by RNA polymerase II; triglyceride biosynthetic process. The transcript has 20 exons. The record is from RefSeq and is a predicted model, not a curated record. NCBI's taxonomy places the organism in Eukaryota, Metazoa, Chordata, Actinopteri, Perciformes, Nototheniidae. Bases 261 to 2864 code for a protein of 867 amino acids. Gene Ontology annotation, cellular component: nucleus; mitochondrial outer membrane. Gene Ontology annotation, molecular function: phosphatidate phosphatase activity; transcription coactivator activity.
GCCUUGCUGCUGAGAGAGCGAGAGAAACAGAGGCGGUCAGAGGCAGAAAUUAGUAUCGCGUUGACUUAAUAGUCCGUUUUUUCUGGCUGUAAGUCGGUGACAGCAAAUCGAGGGCUUAUAAAACACUCAGACAUCACCUCUACCAGGGAAGGAGGCUCCUGUGAUGUGUUGUUGAGCUGUCAUUCACCGCUGUGGGAACGGCAGGCUCAAUGUGCUGGUAAAGGCUGUCAGCAUAUCAGCUAUAGAAGACCCGUCAGACGAUGAACUACGUGGGCCAGCUGGCAGGCCAGGUGUUCGUCCAGGUCAAAGAGCUGUACCGAGGCCUGAACCCGGCCACCCUGUCCGGCUGCAUCGACGUCAUCGUAGUGAGGCAGCCCGAUGGAUCCCUGCAGUGCUCACCUUUCCAUGUCCGCUUCGGGAAGAUGGGAGUCCUCCGGUCCCUGGAGAAAGUGGUGGACAUGGAGAUCAAUGGAGAGCCAGUGAAUCUACACAUGAAGCUUGGGGACAAUGGAGAAGCAUUCUUUGUGCAAGAAACAGAAAAUGAUCAGGAAGUGGUUCCCUCCUACCUGGCCACCUCUCCCAUCUUGUCGGACGGGGCCCUCCUGAUGAGCUCCUCCCUGCUGGGGAAUGGCUCCGGGCCCCCCAUACAGACACUGGGCUCCACGGGGGCCGCUGGGGAGACUGGCAAUGGGAUGAUGAAGAAGAGGAGGAAGAGAAGGAGGAAGGUCCGGGUGGACAGUGUGAGGAGGGAGGACAGUGGGGACUACUCCGAGGACGAGGACAUGUUUACCAUAGACAUCAGUUCCGAUGAAAUGACGGGGAUAGGGAGCAACAGGACUUCUCGGGACGUUUUAAGAGAUGAGACGACAGUUGCCCCCGGCAGCUCUUUCAAACAGUCUGGCAUCUACACUCGCUCAGAUGGAGACUGGAGCCCCAUUCAGAGUCCUGGAAACUCUCGUCCCAUUUCUCCCAAGAGCGACUCUGAGCUAUUGACCAAGCCGUCAGACGCAGCCAAUCAGGAUCCAGCCAUGCAUUGGGCGUGGGGAGAGCUCCCGCAGGCUGCCAAGCCGUCUUUCCUCCAAGAGAAACCCAACCAUCCGUCAGUUUGCCCGGUAACCAUCCCAGUCUCUGAAAGCACACACUUCCGCGUGAUAACUCAUGAGAUGGAACAGAGUGGACCCUGCGCUGAAAUAUCAGCACUCACCCUGAUGAUGCCACAGGAGACGAAUGGGGACACAGUUGGGAUGGAGGCCAUGACAGCCGGAGGUGUAGCAGCUCAGAUGUCUGAAAUGGAGGAGACGAUGCCUCUCCCACCGGGAAAAAACGACUCUCCAUCAAAGAGAAAAGACAAGAGAAGCUGCCAUCUUGGGUCUGAUGGGAUUUACCUGGAUGACAUCACAGACCUCGAGCCUGAAGUGGCGGCCCUUUAUUUCCCUAAGAGUGACGGUGUUGUGGCGGUGCGCAGCGUCUCAGACCCCGGCCCCCACGGCAGCAGCAUGUCCCCACAGUCCCUCAGCUCAGGGGGGGACAGCGGAGUGGACAGCUACUGCGACCCUUUGGCGGACAUGCCAACUAUCACCAUCUCUCUGUGUGGAGGACUCAAUGACAACAGGGAGAUCACUAAUGAGCGGUUCCACGAGAAAAUGAUCUCUUACCAGCAGUUUUCGGAAAACCCCUCCAUCAUCGACGACCCCAACUUGGUCGUGAAAAUUGUCUCCAAAUACUAUAAUUGGAGCUCUGCGGCUCCACUUAUGCUGGCUUUGCAGGCCUUUCAGAAACCGCUGCCAAAGGUUGCAGUGGAGAACAUUAUGAAGGAGAAGAUGCCAAAGAAAGGAGGGAGGUGGUGGUUCUCCUGGCGAGGAAGAAACAGCAGCGCCAAAUCUGAUUCUCUGAACGUGGGGGCCUGCGGUUAUGAUGAGCAGGACGGGAAAAUGUCUAGCAGACACAAAGAAGACUCUUCCUCCAGUGAUGAAGACCACAGGGCAGCCUUACAGAGCUCUGCACCUGGCCAAUCAGAGCCAGGCCUUACACCAGGAGGCGUGUCUUAUAAGAAAACACUCAGACUCACAUCAGAGCAGCUGCUGUCCCUCCAGCUGCAGGACGGUCCUAACGAUGUUGUGUUCAGCGUGACCACUCAGUACCAGGGGACGUGUCGCUGUCAGGGAACCAUCUACCUCUGGAACUGGGACGACAAGAUCAUUAUCUCUGACAUAGAUGGAACCAUCACCAGGUCGGACACACUGGGUCACAUCCUGCCCACACUGGGGAAGGACUGGACCCACCAGGGCAUUGCACAGCUCUACCACAAAGUCAGCCAAAAUGGCUACAAGUUCCUGUACUGUUCCGCUCGAGCUAUCGGCAUGGCUGACAUGACCAGAGGUUACCUCCACUGGGUCAACGAGAGAGGCACCAUGCUUCCUAUUGGCCCCGUCCUCCUCAGCCCCAGCAGCCUCUUCUCAGCUCUGCACAGGGAGGUGAUCGAGAAGAAACCCGAGAAAUUUAAGGUGGAGUGUCUCAACGAUAUCAAGAACCUCUUCUACCCCAACACCCAGCCUUUCUAUGCAGCGUUUGGCAACAGACCAACGGAUGUAUAUUCCUAUAAAGAAGUCGGGGUGCCACUGAACAGGAUUUUCACCGUUAACCCAAAAGGCGAGCUAGUGCAGGAGCAUGCCAAGACCAACAUCUCAUCGUACGUGCGUCUGGGUGAGGUGGUGGACCACGUGUUCCCCCUGAAGAUGCGAUCCUCCUCCUCAGACUUCCCCUGCUCGGACACCUACAGCCACUUCACCUACUGGAGGCAGCAGCUCCCCCGGGUGGAGCCUCAGGGCACUACGCCUCCACAGAGCCCGCUCCCCAGCAGCUGACCGCCCGUGGCCCGCUGAGCACUGACAUGUGUGUGAUUUUAUUUUUUUGUAGAAGAUGGAGCACUUUGAGGGCACAUCAGGGGCCACUUGUUAAAUCUGCUGUGAAAACUCUUAUAAUGAACAAGAUGGAUCUAAGCGCACUUUUAUGAGAAAGAUGGCCUCCGUAGCUUUCUGACUAGUUGUAUGUAUAUGAGAAAUGAUAGUAAUUUAUUCAGGCAGCUUAGUACAUAUAUCAUUUUCGAGUGAGUGUUGAUAUUCUUUCAGUAGCUAGACCUUGAGGUAUGUAUGUGGAGAGUGACAUAAUGUAUUUAUGGCAUCAAACAGAACAAAGCCACUCUGUUGCCACAGCAGAGAGUGAGUUAUUUCAACUUGUGCCAAAUAGUAGAUGCAGAAUUUAUUUUCUUACUCUGAAGAUUGAGACUGUUACAGAUCCUCAGCAUGGAAAUGCAGAGAUAUAUAUAUAUAUAUACAUGCAUGCUGAUACUUACUUUAAUGCAACAUAUAAUGUUAUCUAUUAUUUUUGUUUAAAAGAAAUCAGUCAAGUCAGGCUUAGGUGUUUUUGAAAGGAGACACUACAGGAAAAACAUUUCAAUUAAUGGAUAUCAUAAUGAAACAUCCCAUCCAAGUUUUCAGUAUUAUGAGUUUUCUGAAAAGUUUAAAUAUGCAAAUGGCACAUUAUCCAAUGGUGGAAUUUUGUGGAUUUAGAAGACAUGUGCAGAUGAAAAUAGACAAAAUGAAGAUAAACAUUUAAAUGUGUAUUUAGGAUUUUCUUUCCAAAAAUGUCAUAGCAAAAGGUAAUGUAAGCUAAAUAGCCCAAACUCUAAAGGUUUUGCCUGUAGUGUCCAGCCUUCAGAAGUAUACCAGAGCACAAUGAAAAAAUGAAUGAAUGUAACUGUAACUUGACUUAUCCUGACAGAGGUCAUGUUAUGAAUAUGGUUUUAAAAUGAAUAUGUAUGGUUGAAGCAAAGUGACUAGACAGGAAAACAAAAAGCACAACCCUUUUAAUGGUCGAAAUAACAAUUGUCUUUUUCCUCCAAAAAAGAAAAUCAAGAGUAUCUGUGAGAAGAAUCAUUUUUAUUUUUCUAUUGAAAUCACAGUGAUCACAUUUAUGGUGACCUUCACCAAACACCCAUAAAUGUAUCCGGUCACAGAUAACAAAACAAGUCUAUGUUACUGUCACUGGUACCUCAUGUUAUUCCAUACAUGCCAUUAAGUAUAUCUUAUUUAUUCAUCUGAUUACAUACUGAUAUAAUCCAUAACCCAUUGUUUUUAAUACAAAACCCAAGUCUGGAAACCCUCAGACAAUUGAAAAGUGAUCCUUAAUUCUUACAUAAUACCACAGAUAACCUGAGGUCAUAUACAGUACAUGAGCAGGAGCUGUAAUCAUGUUGACCUGCCUUGUGUGUCAGUGAACACCUCCACAGUAUUGCCAUAUUGAGUAAGUGAGUUUGUAAUGCUUUAUUAUUCUUUCUGUGAAAGAGCUAAAAAGAAAAGCCUCAAAACGUAUUAUAUUUACCUUGACUGUGAACAAAAUGAUCAAUAAUUUGUUCAUGUACAAAUGAACCUCCGUACUUUCUCUUGACCGGUUCACUGUUAAAUGUAAUUUAACUCAAUAAAAAAGCCUUGGUACAGCAGCGAGUGUGUGUGUCAAACUUUCUGCAGGACAACUAUUCUUUCAGAUGAGUACAGCGGUGGGAGAAGUAUUCAGAUGCUUUUCUUAAGUAAAAGUUGUAACAGAGUGAAAAUACUGUAUUCAAAUAUCCUGCAUUCAGAACCUCAGUUGAGUUAACCUAGUACUGCUAAGUUGGAUUCAUUUUUAUGUUGCAUUUCCCUUACUCCUUUACUUACUGUUUGGUAGAAAUAUCUGAAGCAAUGCAUCAUGUUCUGUAAGUCAUCAUAUCUUUGAAGCGUCAUAGUAAGCUAGGGUCAUUUCCUCAACACAUAAAAUAGCAUUUAGUCUUUCCAUUUAUCA